Messenger RNA from Lytechinus pictus (painted urchin), 4364 nucleotides. Its product is annotated as neurensin-1-like. NCBI's taxonomy places the organism in Eukaryota, Metazoa, Echinodermata, Echinoidea, Temnopleuroida, Toxopneustidae. The coding region runs from base 1505 to 2347 and encodes 280 amino acids. Gene Ontology annotation, biological process: nervous system development. The record is from RefSeq and is a predicted model, not a curated record. The transcript is spliced from 2 exons. Gene Ontology annotation, cellular component: transport vesicle; neuron projection; neuronal cell body.
ACACAAGGCGCGCGCUUUAAUAAAGACACUGCGCUCCCCGUACUCAAGCAGGAGUAAUCAUGGUGAAUCUUUACUAGUUUCCCUGGCCAGCAAUCUGCGUGAACCAUCCUCCGUUUCAGAGAGACAAGACGAGAGACGGGAGAAAGAGCUUGGAUGAUAAACAUAGGGAUCAUUAUCGUUCACUGAUGCGGGCAACCAUCAUCCCUCGGUGCUCCGGCGUUUGAUCAGCAUCUGGGUAGUACAGCGCCAUUGGCAGAGCGCUUUAAAAUCCUCUUGGGGCAAUACUAAACAUCGUCUGAACGCAGAAAGAAUACGGUGAACUAGCAUUUGAUUCAUCAUUAAGAGUUGUUUUAAACAUCAGGCAUUGCAAUUUGAGGCCAGUGCAUUCAUAAACCGCUGAUGCCGUACAGAUCUCCAUUCACACAUCUUUCCGGGAUGCACUGCUGGUCGUUAAUCAUCCUCACUAUUGAUCAGGACGAUACUUACGUCAUCCACCCUCGCACUUCCAGAAAACGAGCCGCACAUCAUCCUUUAAGCAUACACCACCUGAAGCCGUCUGCAUCAAAACGACUCUGAAAUAACUGUGGUCUGACUAAGACACUAUAGAAGGAGGAAGACUGUGGUUUAUCUCUACACAAGUGAAUUGAUUUACGAAAAGGACUGACGUAAAGGGAUAGAAAAACGAUGUAUUUAUCGUCUGCUUGUAGUGCUUUAUGAAAUUGGCGCCUCGACACAUCAGAAGUAGGAUUGCCGCUUCAUCGUGUGUCAUAUGAUAACAAGCUACCUUAGUUAUAGAAAGCUAGUCUCAUUCUGAAAAAAAAACUGACCUCGAACAUGCUGAAUACUUCGUCAUUCAUCUCCUUACAAUACUUUCGGAUGUGGUGAGAGCAUUCGAAAUGAGAGCACUGUAUCCUUCCCGGAUCUACUUUCCAUGUGUGAUUGUUCUUCAUGAGAGUAGAAGCCAUUUACCAUUACAUUAUGCGUUCUACCGGGUUUCAGAUUAAUACAAAUUGUAAUUUCGUGAUCUAAAACGAUUCUCUUCGAUUGCUAUAGGAGUUGUGUAUGAUUGCUUUUCUUCAUAUUCAUCAAUCUACCUAGAUAUGAUUGAAGCUUGAUUAUGCUGAUACUAUAUUCAACGUUAAGGUAUUACCAUGGUGCUUGAUGCAACUUAAGUGCAGAAUUAGCAAUUACUUAACUGGAAUUUAUUUGUGAUUACUUGACCAGAAGCAAGGCCUCACUAACCAUAUUUCAAGUGCCAUCUCUUGUGUACGUCACUCACUGAUGUCAUUUUGCUCGCUGGAACAUAAUUUGAAAUUCUGAAUUGAUUUGUAGGCAACCCACGCAAGAACGGUGUGUGAUUUUUUCUUUUUCAAAAUAUCUUGCUUCGCAGGAUACAUCGAUUCAUUCAAAAUAUUAUUCCGUGCCUUUGUAUUUUCAGUUUGGAUUAACUGCGGAAUAUAGGAAAUUUUCUUCUAAGUGGAAACAACCAAAUUAAAUAGUCAAGAUGGAAGGCCACGACGAAAGUAGCAAAGAUAGUCCGGGAACAUCCCUUGGCGAUGAAAGCAGCGGAUCGCAUGGUCCAAACAAAGCCCCGCGACAUGUGCCUUCAACGUCAAAGGAAAGUCCAGUUGUAGCUAGACGGAAGAUAACACGCCCACCACGUCUUGAGAGCGUGUCAGAGAGCGAAGUCAGCUCAAAUGUCGAAUCCCCGUCGUCAAGUUCAGAGUGGGGUGUCAGGUCCUACCUUCAUAAUUUCUACGAGCCCGAGAGAGGGAUGCGAAGCAAGGAUGAUCUGUUCCUUGGGGCUGAUCACCAAUCAUCCAUGAAGGACAGUCGCCAUGAUUCCUGCUCUACUCAGUGUUGGAGAAGACGGUGUGCCUGUGCUGCACAUUGGUGGAAAGCGGGCGUUUUUGUCGGUGUGAAUAUUCUAAUCCUAGCGGUGCUUGCUCUGUUGAUUGGUUACCUGGUAAAACCAAGACAGGAUAUUGUGGACUAUCGGGCUGACGUCGCCGUGGUAGAUCAGGAGGAUGCAGCAUUCAAUCGCAAACUCGAAGCAGCGAAACUCGCAGGGCUUAUCAUGCUGUGUGUUGGAGGAUUCAUUGUCGCUAUCUCUCUGCUGAUUCCUAGUGUGCUAACCUCUUCGUCCGAAAGUGCCGGGCAUCCAAGCGGGAUAAAUAUUGAUCCUGAUGACAACUUCCCACCGUACCUGCCCUUGAAGACUACAGACGACCCAACGGCCGAAGAUGGGAUACCUUAUACUUCCGAACUGUCCAACGUGCAACCGCAAAGGUCAGGGACAGAAUCAGUAGUAGCCGGUAAAGGAAUGAUUAAAGUUCAGGCCAGUUGAAACUUUGCUGUAUUGCGAAAGCUGAAACAGGCCUAUGCGGCUAAGAAUUAAGUUAAGUUGUAAGUAAAAAAUUGCUGUCAUUACGACGAAGCAUUGGAAUUGGUCAGAGGUUCCCAGAAUGUUCAAAACAUUCCUUUAAAGUAUACAUGUAUUCUUCAUUUCAUUAUGAAAAUAAUUUCAUAACUCAGAGUGAACUGGAAAUUUGUACAAUCGCUUUUAUACAGUAUUAUUCUUUAAACCAUAACGUAUUAUUGAAUUCGAAGUGUUUUAAAAUUGUUGGUAAUGUACCAUGACUUGGGUUGAUUUAGCAAAACUUUGGAAAAAAUUUUGAAGGAUCUUAAUGUAUUCACAUAUUGAAUUAAAAUCAUUAUGUUGGCAUAUGCUUACGCCAGUUGUAACGUUUGGCUGAAUGCAAAACAAUGUCGAUGGUUUACAGGUUUUUCCCUAAGCAGAGGCAAACGGUUUUUUAUUAAAGUUUGUGCAAAAGAAAUGCACGCAAUCCCAUAAAAAUAAUGUUCUGAAAAUAUUUUUCUGUUCAUGUACCCAAAAGUAAGCACGAGGUUAUGCGCAAGUACAUAAAAGGGAAAACAACAGACGAUUCAGAUAGGUGUUGAGACAUUUAAUAAAUCAUACUGGCGAUGCUUAUUCCAAAAUGUCGACAUCAAACGCGAAUCAGAAGAUAGUGAAUACUGAAGCUGACAGUAAAAAAAUAAAAGGUGUCGAUAUUUUAGAGGUUGCUCGAAAAUGUGUUUCAGAGCAUACAUGUACGUUCUUCUUACUGAUCAUGUUAGACUUUAAGAAAGAUCGUGUGGUAUUGAUGGGAAGCAAAGAAAGUAUUACUAAAAAUGAGGACAGCAUGUGAUCCUGUCUCCAUCAACAUAUCUCCCACGAUAUAUUGAGUCAAGUCCAAACUGUCGCUCAAGACAAAGCGAACACUUAUAUUCACGAAGCAAAGCAUUUUCAUAAGUAGCUUAUAUUUACUUUUUGCUUCCAACUCACCUCAAGCGAGCAUUUGAUUUUGGUUUCAACAAUAAGAACCAUGUUGGUGUGAACAUUGUAAGAGAAAUGCAAUUAAUCUAAUCAUAGAUGGGGCAUUUAUAUCAAACAAAUAUAUCAUAUUUCAAGCAAAAGGUUAUCAAACACCGGUGGCUAAAAGGGUUUCAUUUGCAACUUCUUAUGAGUACAGCGCAAUGUUCACUGGUCCAUUGUUAAAAGGGACAAUCAUCAAUUUAAUGGUCUUUUUGACAAUUAGUGUGAUUGUUCAGAUGGCAUAAUGUUUCUUUAAUUAGACCCCCUAGGAUUUUUUUUGUGCAACUCGAACACCGUCCAUAGAAGAUAAUUUCAUCAUCAAGUGGCUUGUUGCCAUGGAUGGGAGUCAAGUUGAUGAAUCCUACGGGCGGGUGCCUCUCGGGAAACGUUUAAUGAAGAAAAUAGUCAUGGAUUUUCACUUAAUAAUCUGCUCUGAGCCAAUCAGAUACACAGAUUAAAGUAGCUUAUAACAGUUUUCUGUGCACAUGAUUGACUCUUUCAUCUGUUCCAUGAAGUACUCUCUAUGCCUAUUAUGUGCUAUGAUAUACACCAGUAUUGAUUUAUUGAUUGUUAGAGCAGAGAUUCUGUUACUGAGGUCCACGGAUUGAAUGGAAUGACUGGACAAUAAGAUGAAGAUGUGAUUAUGAAAGGGCAUCGCUUUUGCUACCUUUACACCAACGACCAAUGGGAGCACUUUCUCAUUGGAAAUAACGUUAUAGCUUAUCAUUCAGUUUCGUUAGUGUGAGUGAUCUGUUAUUGCGAAUGGUCGAUACAAUUACUUAAAUAAAAAGGAAUCCACGAAGUAAUGACUGUUUUAUUUCUAACAAAACUGCUACGAUCUUUUUAUUUCAAAAUUUGUAGUAAAAAAAAAAUCUUAUUUCUAUACCUACGGGGAUUCCAAAUUUUACAAGAAGGUAAUGUGAUUUAGGUACUGGCAAUCACUUUAUUUCUGCAAAUAAAUAGAAUGACUAAACUGUCAUCUAUUUAA